AAGGAGCACAAGAGACGCAGGCUUUUACUUUCUGUUACAGAUCUGAAAGACUUAGAAAACCCUCCAUUCACAAGACAUGGCUGCUGCUGCUUGUAGUCUAAUGGCGGAGGAUAAUCUCCUGUGCUCCAUCUGUCUGGAUGUGUUCAAUAAACCGGUGACUAUUCCCUGUGGGCACAACUUCUGUCACGACUGCAUCAAAGAACACUGGGAUAAAAACCCUACUGUAAUCCAGUGUCCGAUUUGUAAUGAGAAAUUCUUCGAGAGGCAAAAGCUUCGGGUUAACACUUUCAUCGCUGAGAUCGCAGCAAAGUUUAAGGCAGCCGUUCAGAAGAAAUCUAGCGGUACCCCUGAAAAAGCCGGAAAUGGAGACGUGCUCUGUGAUAUGUGCACAGAGGCGGUGAAGCUCCCGGCCACCAAGUCCUGCUUGGUUUGUUUCUCGUCUUACUGUGACAAACACCUGGAGCGUCAUCGGAAGAUUCAAGCCAUGACAAAACACAAGCUGAUUGACCCGGCUGAGAACCUGGAGAGCAGAGUGUGCAAGAUGCAUGACGAGCCUUUGGAGUUGUUCUGCAGGGUGGAUCAAACGUUUUUAUGUGUUUCCUGUAAAAAUUAUGAACAUGUAAACCAUAAGACGGUGAGUUUGGAGGAGGAGGCUCAAAUGAGGAAGACCCAGCUGGGAAUAGAGAAGAAAAGCACGGAUGAGAUGAUCCAGGCGCGUCAGCAGAAGAUUCAUGACUUUGAACUCUCAGCGGAGGCUAGCAGGAAAAAUGCAGCGAAGGCGAAGGCAUACAAUGCAAAUGUGAUGACCGCUAUGGUUGACUACGUCAAGAGAAGCCAGGCUGAGCUGAUGGAGGUGAUAGAGAUGAAGCAGAGGAAAAUUGAAGCACAGACUAAAGGCUUCAUCGAAGAACUGGAGGGGGAAAUUGUGCAAAUAAAACGGAAAAACUUGAAGCUAAAUGAGGUCUCACACACCAGAGAUGCCUUUCUGUUCCUUGAGAGUUUCCUGACUCUCACCAUCAUUCCUCCUGAAGUUAAGGACUGGUCUGAUGUGUCCGUUAACAGUGAUGAGUUCACUGUGCAGGGAGCCUUAGAUGUGUUUAAGACAACAGUUCAGAGAGAAAUAAGGAUGCUGUGUGAUCCCGACUUAAAGGAAAUGCAGCGACAUGCAGUGGAUGUGACUUUAGAUGCUGAAACGGCAAACCCUCAGCUUCUUGUUUCUCCAGAUGGGAAACAAGUCAUGCAUGGAGACAAAAAGAGGAAUGUUCCAAACAAACCAGAGAGAUUUGAGCAUGUCCUUAAUGUCCUUGCAAAAGAGGGUUUCUCAAAUGGAAAAUUCUACUAUGAAGUCCAGGUUAAAGACAAAACAAACUGGGACUUAGGAGUUGCGAAUGAGUCCAUUAACAGGAAGGGCGAUAUAAGAUUAAGCCCCAAGAAUGGAUACUGGACUAUUUGGCUGAGGAAAGGAAAUGAGCUCACAGCCAACGCCGGCCCUGCUACUGACAUCCAUGUCAGGGAGAUGCCUCAAAAGGUCGGGGUGUUUGUUGAUUAUGAUGCAGGUCAAGUAUUUUUCUAUGACGCAGGCACCCGGGCAUGCAUUUUCUCCUUCAUCGAAUGCAACUUCACAGAGAAGCUCUUUCCGUUCUUCAGCCCCUGUGCCAACGACAACGGAAAAAAUUCAGCCCCCUUGAUCAUCACUCCAGUCGAAUACAACAGCUGAGUUCCUGUUUUGUUUUUGCGAUUGUGAUACAAAAGCAGACCGGGCGAAGGACUUGGAGAGAGAUCACAACAGCACAGCGCUGAAAUGUUUUUAUCUGUGAAACUCUGUGUGUCAUUCUGUUUCUCACAUCCAUCAGUGUCAGUGCUGCAUGUCAGUACUGCGUGUCACUGUGCGUCGCCUGUCACACAGACGGCUGUAGAUCUCCAGCUGAAUCCACGUGCAGCCGUCAGGACAUUCACCACACACACACACACACACACACACACACACACACAAACACAAACACACACGACACUGACACAGUCAUACAUCUCCCAGGGUUAGAAAAAGAAAUCUUUAUGUGCUGGCCAUUAAUUUUGAUGCUUUAAAGCUACUCUUGCCUGCCAAAAUCGGUGACAUAGGAUUUACAAAUAUUUUAUGGCUCUUCAUUUUUGCUGCUUGCAGUGCCACAGGACUGUUUACUCAGGACAUGAUGGAUGGUUGGAAUAACUUUUACUAUAUUAAAGAAGUAUUCUUUAACCUACAUGGUUUACAUGCAUAUCCCACAAUGACCCCCGCUACACCUCCGGAAAGGGAAAAUAAAUCUGUACUUUCUGUGUGCUGUAAUGACUUCACAGCGUUUAGAAAAUGUUAAAGAAAUUAAAGGACUUAUUAAUCAGUACUUUUUAUGUGGCUCUGGAUGACAAUUAUUUUUCUCCACCAAUUAAUGUUAUUCAGCUAAAAGUGUAGUUAUUGAAUGAAUCAGUCACAACACUGCAGCCUGACUGCCACAUAAUGCCUCGUCCUCUAAUUAAAAUCAACCCAACCUGCUUUCCAAGUUCAAAUGCAGCAAAUCGGUUUGAUUAGGAAAGGCUUAAAGCAAGUGUUUAUUAAGCAAAGACGGUGAAAGUCUGUUUGUUUGUCAGUGGAACGCAUUUAAUUGUGUUUCUUUUUGUAUAUGGUGAGAGGUUUUUGGGAGAAGAACAACAGCAUGAGUCAUGUCAGCAAAUGUCCCAGAAGUGCCAAAGGCCUCUAGAGGCCGUAGUUGUUAUGACAGGAGUGAAGGAAGAAGUCUGUCAAUGCUGCUUGUUUUAAAAGUAUAAAGCACAAAUAUUUUUUGCUAAAAUGCCAAGAUUUUGACCUGAAUCCGUCAACAGUCCUAUACUAAAUAUCCACUUACAUUGGUUUCCAGCUGAAAAAAAAAGUUUUUUUGAAGUUUAGUUACUCCACCACGGCUUAUUAUUGUUUUGUUUUGUGCUUGUAAGGUCACCACGGUUUUGAUUUUGCACCAAUCAGUUGUUACCAGUGUCACCAACAAGUUAAGUUGUCCUGCUAAAAGGUGAUAUGGAUAAACAUUUUUUUGUAGCUUUGUAUUAGCAAUAUUGUUUUGUUUUUAGGUUUUUGUCGUGAUUUUGGUCUUGAGCACGUGUCUCUAAAAUGAGGUUGUUAUAAUGUCAUGUGGACACAGAGUAGCUGAAGAGGAUUAGGAGAAAGUGAAAUUAGAUGCGGUCAGAUUGGCUUACGCAGUGCUGCUUUUUUAGGAUGUCAGAGCAGAGGGACCACACGCCGGGUAAAUGAGUGUGUGGACAUGACAUACUGGACAAAAAAAAUGUCUCCAUAUUGUCUAACAAUGACAAACACCAGUUUCCCUUUGAUGACUGUGCAGUUUUAAUGUUUAGUGAGGAAGAUAAAUAAUGUCAAAUCAAAGAGGACCAUGUAAUCUGAAAAUUAACAUUAGAAAGUGGGAAGAAACAGCAAAAUUAGAGUUUGAAAUGUCACAUAACAGCAGUGUCAAAUUACACAUGUAAUGUAAAGCAGCUGUCAUAGUCAGAUUUGUUUUUGUUCAUGCUGAAAUGAUUAGUCAAUUGUUAUAUUGGAUAGAGAGCAGAAAAUGUAAUAAUAAUCCAGACAGCCGACCAGUGUCUGAAGUCAUUUAUUCUUGUAAAAUGUUAUGUUUUGCUGCUGUUGUUUCAUUCAUAUUCAUGUCACUGUAAUUUCCAUUUAUUUGAUUGUUUGGACUGUUGGUUGAACAUAACAAUCUGAAUACUUCAUGAAGACCUCACUUUUAGAUAUUUCUGAAAUAGGGAUGGCCAUUUUCUAUUAUUAUUAUAUAUUUUUUAUUUUUUUGACAUUUCAUUGCUUUCGAAAUGACUACUUUCUUUGAAAUUAAUGGCUGUAAAAAUAUUUUACAAAAAUGCAGCCCUGGUAUGUACACGGUGCAUUGAAUAUACCGAAAAGUUUCUUAUAUUUACUAUGUAAUGUUUGAAAUGCAGUGAAGGUGAAAAAUAAUAAAGUUAAUUUAGGAA
This is a messenger RNA of Plectropomus leopardus (leopard coralgrouper), 4002 nucleotides long. Its product is annotated as E3 ubiquitin-protein ligase TRIM21-like. The record is from RefSeq and is a predicted model, not a curated record. NCBI's taxonomy places the organism in Eukaryota, Metazoa, Chordata, Actinopteri, Perciformes, Serranidae. Gene Ontology annotation, molecular function: zinc ion binding; protein binding.